GUCUGUAAAUGCCACUGUCCCCGCCUCCUGGCCUCCUCUGCAGAGGGGAAGUUAGGUGUCUUCUAAGGCCCUUCUGUGUCACCCCACUCUGCUCACACAGCUCCAUCUGCUCCAGCUAUGAAGUGGCUCUUCCACAGCCUUCUCUGCAUGACCAGCCUGAUGCCACUGGGAGCCUUCAAUGUGGACGUGGCCUCGUCCUGGGUCACAGAACUUAAGGCAGGUGCACCUUUUGUGCUCAGCUCCCUUCUGCAUCAGGACCCCAGCACCAACCAGACCUGCCUCCUGGUAGCCAGGCACAGCUCGAACAGGAACUCAGCCGCCCUGUAUCGAUGCGCCACAUCCAGUAUUCCAGGUGAAAUUGCCUGCCAGCCAGUAGAGCGUGUCUAUAUGCCAAAGGGCAGGUACCAGGGAGUGACAAUGGUCCGGAACCACCAUGGUGUUUUGGUCUGCAUUCAGGUACAGGCCCGGCAGCCCCACAGCCUUAACUCAGAGCUCAUAGGUGCCUGCAGCCUACUGACUCCCAGUUUGGACCUGCAGGCCCAAGCCUACUUCUCUGACCUUGGACUCCUGGAUCGAGACGACUCUCGUGACUACUACAGAGGCAAAGGAGGCAGCACAGGGGAGGAUAAGAAAUCAGCCAGGAGACGCCGCCGCCGCCGGGCAGUGGAGAAGGAAGAGGAGCAGGAGGAGGAGGAGGAAGCUGGCACUGAGAUCGCUAUUGUCCUGGAUGGCUCAGGAAGCAUUGACCCCCCAGACUUCCAGAGGGCCAAAGACUUCAUCUCCAACAUGAUGAAGAACUUCUAUGACAAGUGUUUUGAGUGCAGCUUUGCCCUGGUGCAGUAUGGGGCGGUGAUCCAGACUGAGUUCGAUCUGGAAGACAGCCGGGACAUUUCAGCCUCCCUUGCCAAAGUUCAGAACAUUGUUCAAGUGAAGAAUGUUACUAAGACUGCCUCGGCCAUGAAGCACGUCCUAGACAACAUCUUCAUUCCAAGUCGUGGCUCCAGAAAGAAAGCAUUGAAGGUCAUGGUGGUGAUUACUGAUGGUGACAUAUUUGGGGACCCUCUCAACCUUACGACUGUCAUCAGCUCCCCAAAGAUGCAGGGUGUUGUGCGCUUUGCCAUUGGGGUGGGCGAUGCAUUCAAUAAAACUAGGACAGACAGUGAGCUGAAGCUGAUUGCCUCGGACCCCAAAGAGACCCACACUUUCAAGGUGACCAACUACAUGGCGCUGGAUGGGCUGCUGAGCCAGCUGCAACAAAGAAUCAUCCAUAUGGAAGGUACAGUUGGAGAUGCCCUUCAAUAUCAACUGGCACAGACUGGCUUCAGUGCCCAGCUCCUGGACAAGGGGCAGGUGUUGCUUGGCACUGUGGGAGCCUUUAACUGGUCUGGGGGCGCGCUGCUCUACGACACACAAAAUAGUUGGGGCCGCUUCCUAAACCAGACAGCUGAGGACUCUGGGACUGCACAGUACAGCUACCUCGGUUAUUCGGUGGCAGUGUUACGCAAGGCCCGGGGCUUCUCCUACGUGGCAGGGGCUCCAAGGCACAAGCUCCGCGGGGCUGUGUUUGAGCUCCAGCAGCAGGACAGAGAGGACGCCUUUGUACAACAGAUGGAAGGAGAGCAGAUGGGGUCCUACUUCGGCUCUGAGCUGUGCCCCGUGGAUACCAACAUGGAUGGAACCACAGAUUUUCUGCUGGUGGCUGCUCCAUUUUACCACAUCCGUGGAGAAGAAGGCAGAGUCUAUGUGUACCACGUUCAUGAGCAGGAUGCUUCCUUUUCCUUGGCAUACACACUGAAUGGGCACCCUGGGCUCACCAACAGCCGCUUCGGCUUUGCCAUGGCCGCUGUGGGGGAUAUCAACCAAGAUAAAUUCACAGAUGUGGCCAUCGGGGCCCCUCUGGAGGGCUUUGGGGCAGGCGACGGGGCCAGCUAUGGCAGUGUGUACAUCUAUAACGGACACUCAGAUGGCCUCCAUGUCAGUCCUUCCCAGCGGAUCAGCGCCUCCUCCGUGGCCUUGGGACUCCACUACUUUGGCAUGUCUGUGUCUGGUGGUUUAGAUUUCAAUGGCGACCGCCUUGCUGACAUCACGGUCGGCUCUCGGGACCAGGCAGUUGUACUCCGCUCACGGCCUGUGGUUGACCUGAACGUGUCUAUGACCUUUACCCCCGAUGCGGUACCCAUGGUCUUCACCGACGCGAUGAAAGUAGAACUGUGUUUUGAAGUCGACUCCUCAGGCACAGCCUCUGAGCCAGGCCUUAGAGAGAUGUCAUUCAACUUCACGGUGGAUGUGGAUGUGACCAAGCGGAGGCAGAGGCUGCGAUGUGCAGACUCGAGCAGGUGUCAGAGCUGCCUUAGGAAGUGGGGCACAGAGCCCUCUCUGUGUGAACACUUCUCACUCAUCCCCACGGAGGAGGAGCUUUGUGAGGGGGACUGCUUUUCCAACAUCACCAUCAAGGUCAGCUACAAGUUCCAGAUGCCUGAGGAAUGGAGCGACAUCCCCAACCCCAUCCUGGACCACUACAAGGAACCCUCUGCCAUGUUCCAGCUGCCCUAUGAGAAGGACUGUAAGAACAAAGUGUUCUGCAUCGCCGAGGUCCAGCUGAGCACCACCAUCUCUCAGCAGGAACUGGUGGUGGGCGUCACAAAGGAGGUGACCAUGAACAUCAGCCUGGCUAACUCCGGGGAAGACUCCUACAUGACAAACAUGGCUCUGAAUUACCCCAGAAACUUACAGUUUAAGAGGAUACAAAAGCCACUUUCUCCAGACGUUCAGUGUGAUGACCCCAAACCAGUUGCUUCUGUCCUGGUCAUGAACUGCAAGAUUGGUCACCCCAUACUCAAGAGAUCAAUUGCAAACGUCUCCGUUAUUUGGCAGCUAGAGGAGAGUAUCUUUCCAAACAGGACAGCAGACAUCACUGUGACCGUCUCCAAUUCUAAUGAGAAGUCUUUGGCCAGCGAGACCCACAGCCUUCAAUUCAGGCAUGCCUUCAUUGCAGUGCUUUCCAGACCAUCAGUGAUGUACAUGAACACAAGCCAGAGACCUUCUGACCACAAAGAAUUCCUCUUCAACGUGCAUGGGGAGAACCGCUUUGGAGCUGGAUUCCAGUUGCAAAUUUGUGUCCCCAUCAAAUUACGAGAUUUCCAGAUUGUCAGAGUGACGAAUCUGACGAAGACUCAGGCCCACACCGAGUGCACGGAGCGUCAAGAGCCCGCGUGUGGAAGCGUUCCUGUUCAGCGUGUAGAAGAAUGGCAUUCAGUGAUCUGUGCUAUUACAUCUAAUAAAGAAAAUGUAACCGUGGUUGCAGAGAUCUUCAUGGACCACACCAAGCAGUUACUAAAAGAUGUAACAGAGCUACAGAUCCUUGGAGAAAUAUCUUUCAACAAGUCUCUCUAUGAGGGGCUGAAUACCGAGAACCACAGGACGCAGAUCACUGUUAUCUUCCUGAAAGAUGAGGAGCCCCACUCUUUGCCCCUCAUCAUCGGCAGCAGUGUUGGAGGCCUCCUGCUGUUGGUCGUGGUUAUAGCUCUUUUGUUCAAGUGUGGCUUUUUCAAAAGAAAAUACAAACAGCUGAACCUGGAGAGCAUAAGGAGGGUGCAGCUGACAGCUGACAGUCUGCUUGAAGAAGACUAGCACCCGCUUCCUCACAAGCCAG
Messenger RNA from Acomys russatus (golden spiny mouse), 3652 nucleotides. It is a transcript of the gene Itgae, whose product is annotated as integrin subunit alpha E. The transcript has 31 exons. Lineage: Eukaryota; Metazoa; Chordata; Mammalia; Rodentia; Muridae. The record is from RefSeq and is a predicted model, not a curated record. Gene Ontology annotation, cellular component: integrin complex; external side of plasma membrane. Bases 118 to 3630 code for a protein of 1170 amino acids. Gene Ontology annotation, molecular function: integrin binding. Gene Ontology annotation, biological process: cell adhesion mediated by integrin; cell-cell adhesion; cell-matrix adhesion.